Vigna unguiculata (cowpea) is the source of this 2080-nucleotide messenger RNA. RefSeq lists its product as uncharacterized. The record is from RefSeq and is a predicted model, not a curated record. Lineage: Eukaryota; Viridiplantae; Streptophyta; Magnoliopsida; Fabales; Fabaceae.
UCACUCAUUAUUCCAUCUUCAAUGAAUGGUUCUUUUCCUAUCAAAAAUAUAUAGUUACUUCACUGGGGUUCCAACAACGUGACUUGUCUCCUCUCGCAAUAUUUAACAUGUCCACAUUCCGGGAAUGUCGAUCCCUGCGCAAAACGUUGCUUAUUAGAAUCGAUUCUCAUCACUAGAUUAAGACAGGUAAUUAACUACCACCGUGCUUAGCAACAAAUCAAGUUAGUUAGUACCUACUCCUGAUUUUCGGGUUUCGACUUUGUUGUCUGUCACAUUAUAUAAUAAUGUGUUUGACAAUUGUUACUCCUUGUUACCUGUUAUUACCCUCUUUUUUGGUGUAACAAAACAAAGUGGUUGAGUGAUGAAGCAUGACUAGUCAAAAUCUAACGUUGUUUCUUUUUGGGUACAACGAAUCUGAUCAGAUUUAAGUACAUCGAUAUUUCAACCUCAGUUAAAGUAGAUUGCAGAAAGAGGGUUAACAUAGAUGAUGGGUCAAAACAUGCUCAGCUUUCCACUUUUGUAGUGAGAUUUUCUGUUCUUGAAUCUUCUCUGGUGUCUCUCUGGAUCGGCAGAGCAAUUAACUGUUCCACCACCGAGUGUCAUGAAGAAGAGUUCUUCAUCUUCUUUCCAGAACUUGGGUUCUUUCCCAAGUCCAGGGGCACCGUAUUACAGAGAGAGAAACGUUGGGAGCCAAAAGGGGUGGAGUUCAGAGAGAGUUUCAAAGGCUUCAAGCAGCAGCGGCAUCAGUAGAAGACACACUAUGGCAGGGUUGAUAACACCUUUCGGUGGUGGAAGAACAAUGCCCUCCAAAUGGGAUGAGGCUGAGAGGUGGAUUUCUAGUCCAGCUUCGGCUUAUGCCGAGAGCAGAAGCUCGCAUGCACAACUUCAGCGCAGACCCAAGUCAAUAAGUGGCCCAAUUGUGCCUCCCGGAGUAGCUGCUUUCUAUUCAAAUUACUCACCUGUGGUUCCUCUGCGCCAAGGGUUGGUUGUCAGAAACUUGGUAGUGGGUUCUCCCUUCUCAACUGGGGUGUUGGCACCUGUUGCUGUUUCUGUUCACCAUUAUGAUCCACAUGAUGCCACUGUUUUUGGUUAUGACAUGGACAAUGGGAUGCAGUUUUCCACUUCUGUGCUCAACGACAAUGGUGUGGUGCUUUCUUCAUUGUCCACUGCACCCACCACGUGUUCUCAACUGCCUUGUGACCAGUCAUCUCCUAUCUCCCAAGAUGAGAAACAUGAUGAAACGAUGAAUGAGGAAAAUGAAGCAUCUAAUUUGUCAAGAUGUGACAAAGGUACUCAAAUGAGCCCUGUAGAGGCAGAGAAUGAUGCACAUUCAUCUCCUGUGUCUUCUGCUGCCACUUCAGCUGUGGAUCAACAAGAAUGCCAUUCUCCUAAAUUAGAGGUCAGAGAUGUGCAAGUUGACAGUCAAGCUACUAUUAUCAGAUGGUCUAAGAGGCACGCAACCAAAUUGGCCAAAAAAGACUUACUGCACAGCAAAGACUCGAGAGAGAUUAGUGCACAAGCCCAGGCUUCAUGUUGGGAAAUUGACGAGCCAAACAUAGACACUUCCAAGUUAAAGAGAGAGGGAGCCAAAAUCAUUGCAUGGGAGAAUUUGCAGAAAGCAAAGGCUGAAACUUCUAUAAGGAAACUUGAGAUGAAAUUAGAAAAGAAGAGAUCUUCAUCAAUGGAUAAGAUUCUAAACAAGUUGCGAAGAGCACAGUUGAAAGCUGAAAAUAUGAGAAGUUCAAUUCCUGAACAACAGGGCAAAGAGGUUUCCAAAUGCAGAGUAUUUUCGUUCUCCAAAUAUGCACCGAUAUGGUCUCCAAGCAGCUGCUUCGGCAGCAAUGCUCAGUGAUCGAUCCCAUGUAAAAUCCUAAGUUAUGAAGGUUUUGACCAGUUUUUAAAAGAAUAUAUUCUACAUUGGCUUGAUGAGAAUUUGAUGGAAUUCAUUGUCAUGUGUUAGAAAGCCUUACACCAUUAUUUGGACCUAGGUACCUAGGUUCCUAUGUAUUCUGUGUAAAUAAAAACCAGUGGUCGCGACCAACUUUGUUUUUUCAAUUUUUUACUGCAGGCAGAAUUAUCA